Molecule: messenger RNA, 14594 nt
Organism: Myxocyprinus asiaticus (Chinese sucker)
Lineage: Eukaryota; Metazoa; Chordata; Actinopteri; Cypriniformes; Catostomidae
Product: nuclear factor 1 X-type-like
Exons: 13
Coding region: 570-2423 (617 amino acids)
Biological process (GO): regulation of transcription by RNA polymerase II
Cellular component (GO): nucleus
Molecular function (GO): DNA-binding transcription factor activity, RNA polymerase II-specific; RNA polymerase II cis-regulatory region sequence-specific DNA binding
Source: RefSeq, a predicted model, not a curated record
AAGAGACAUAAGCCUGUACAAAACUGCAGAAAAUGAAAAUGUAUUUUAUACUAUUUUUAUUCAAAAUUCACUAGAAAAAAAUUAAAACCAAAAACAGCUGAUACUGGUAUUCUUAGCCCUAAAAACGUUUUUGUAUCAUGGCAGCUGACCUGAGGCAAAUGUUCUUUUCCAUGUUCUUUUCAUGACUUCUACCAUCUGUAAAAUUGAAAUUAAAUCAAUAUCUUAGAAAAAACAAAACUUGAAAUGUAUUAUGUGGACUCUAAUGUUUCGAAAAAUAGCAUUCAAUUAAUUUUCAGAGGUACCUUUUAUAUUCUUGCCCUUUUUAAGAUUAAAAUCGGCCUAUGCAUUGGUCUAAAUCGGCUAACUGUAACAAGUACCGUACAUUAUACGAAAGCGUUGCAUGCUUUGCAAACUGGGUUGCACAGUUAUGUCAUUAUGAUUGCUUUCUGACUGUUUCCAAACGAGCUGGACCUCCUUUAAAAAAAAGAAAGAAAGAAAAAUGAAUUAAAUAAUGCAAUUUUUAUAUACAAAUCAGUGUAUGUAUCUUUACCCUUCCCAUCACCAAAUAAAUGACAGGCUGUCUUUUUGCGAGACUAAAGAAGGGGGAAAAAGCAAGAAGGAAAAAAGUUUUUUUCUUCCUAAAGUUUGAGCUUUCACUUUCUGCCUUCGAGGCGGGGUUAGCGGCGCGAGCAGCGUGGAGUGGGCGCGAGGGGGACGGCGAGCAAUUGCAAUGCAUCAGCGCGGCGAACUUCCACUCAACCUCAAAACGCGAAUGUUUUCCGACUUCUGAGAUAACGAUGUACUCCCCGUACUGCUUGACACAGGAUGAAUUCCAUCCCUUCAUCGAGGCCCUACUCCCGCACGUGCGGGCUUUCUCCUACACCUGGUUUAACCUGCAGGCCCGCAAGCGCAAAUACUUCAAAAAGCACGAGAAGCGUAUGUCCAAGGACGAGGAGCGCGCCGUCAAAGACGAACUCCUGGGCGAGAAGCCCGAGAUCAAACAGAAGUGGGCGUCACGGCUGCUGGCCAAACUGCGCAAGGACAUCCGGCCGGAGUUCCGUGAAGACUUCGUGCUCACCAUCACGGGAAAGAAACCACCUUGCUGCGUCCUGUCUAACCCCGACCAGAAGGGCAAGAUCCGCCGCAUCGACUGCCUGCGGCAAGCUGACAAGGUCUGGCGUUUGGACCUGGUGAUGGUGAUUCUGUUCAAGGGAAGUCCUCUGGAGAGCACGGACGGAGAGAGACUGGUUAAGUCGCCGCAGUGCUCGAACCAUACCCUGUGCGUGCAGCCGCACCACAUCGGAGUGUCCGUCAAAGAGCUGGACCUGUACCUGGCCUACUUCAUCCAUAUGCCAGAAUCUGGGCAAUCAGACAAUUCCAGUCAACAAGGAGACUCAGACAUCAAACCGCCUCCGAACGGACAUCUGAGUUUUCAGGACUGCUUUGUGACUUCAGGGGUCUGGAACGUAGCUGAGUUAGUACGAGUGUCUCAGACCCCGGUUGCAACAGCGUCAGGUCCUAAUUUCUCACUCGCAGAUCUUGAAAGUCCCGGUUACUACAACAUUAACCAAGUAGCACUCGGCAGACGUUCGCUUGCCUCUCCUCCAUCCACAAGGUCUGAGGUGGAGCUGUACGGCAGUCUUCCUCGAAGCUCUAAUAAGCGUAAGUCUAUAGAUGACAGUGAGAUGGAGAGUCCAGUCGAUGACGUCUUCUACUCCAGUCGUUCACCGGCUGGCACCAGUUCCCAGUCCAGUGGCUGGCCUAAUGACGUUGAUGCAGUUGCAGUGCAGCACCAUUUGUCGAGUGUUCAAGAGAGGAAGAUAAAACAUGAGAAUGAUGGCGUGCAGUUCCCAUACCAUGGGCUGUGCUCUCCCGGGUCUCUAAAGAAGCCAGCGGGGAAAUUCGAUUUCAGCGCCCUUUCAGCACAGACGAGGUCCCCCCGAAUGGCCUUCACACACCACCCGCUGCCCAUGCUGGCAGGCGUGAGACCAGGAAGUCCUCGUGCCUCAGCCUCUGCCCUUCAUUUUCCUGCCCCCUCCAUCAUCCAGCAGUCCAGUCCAUAUUUCACCCACCCCACCAUCCGCUACCACCACCAUCAGGACCCGCUCAAAGAGUUCGUCCAGUUCGUCUGUGCUGACGGCUCGGGGCAGCCGGGGGCACAGCCUAACGGGAGCGGUCAGAACAAACUGCCCGGCUCCUUCUUACUGCCACCUCCUCCUCCGGUAGCACGGCCGGUGCCGAUGCCCCUCCCCCUGUCCGAGCACAAACCCAGCCACACACACCCCGAGAGCGGAGUCGGCUCCCCGGCCUCGCCCUCAUACCCAGCGUCAGGCUCCACAGCUUCCAACAGGUUUGUCGGCAUCGGAACACGGGACAACAACUUUCUGAACAUCCCACAGCAGACUCAGUCAUGGUUCCUUUGACGAGACUUUUCAUGAAACACACAGGCACAAAUCCGCAAUGAAAACUGGAAAUGUCACAAAGCUAAGUAUGGAACUUUCUCACAUGCCCCUCAAAAGUCUCACUCACACACAGACAUGCCAUACACAAACACAAUUCCUGAAAACAUUGGCACCCAAUUCCGGAUGAGGAAUCUGGGGUACUUCAGCAUUACGCCUCUAGUCUUGGAGAACACACUACGCUGAUGACGGAUGACCGGAUGGAAUAAGCAUUCAGAAGAAAUGACAAACCAUCUUUCAGCAUCUUUAUUGUGUUCCUGAGGCAACCAGUACAUUGACCAAUCCCCUUAUCCUCUUUUGAUUUGCUCAUACAAAUACCAAUCAAAUGCCAUUGUGAGGAAAAUCCAUUUCUUGCCUGUCAGAACUAAUUUUGAUUGUACACUAGAAAUGAAAUUUGAAAUGAAAUGUAUCCUGGAUGAUGUUAAUCAUGGACUCCACAUUGAUCUGCUCCAUCUGAAUACGACCACGGACACACAUUUGAUUGGCUAGAGAAACUCAGCUGAACUCUUUUGAUUGGCUCAGCCUUCAGUGCAGUGUGAACUCAUCCACUCCCUGUUUAAUUGUGGACAAGCAACAGACUGUGAGUGAAACAGUCAAACAACACGGAACACUAACCGUGAUCAGUUUUAUUGAAAUGAUCAAUGAUAAGGGAUGUCAGAUUGUUUGGCCUCAGAUUUGCAAUGCGGAGUCAGGCUACAUGAUUCUAUGAUAAUUUGUUCAUGUGUGCACAUAAAUGCACGCACGCACACACACACACACACGCACACACACAGAUAAUUUCUCAUCAUAGCUUGAGCAAAGCAAUAGAACAUGCAAAUACACAUUUCAAUGACAGCACUACACUGAGACAGAGGCAGUCAUAACAUAUCACAACAUCAUAUAGAGAACCUGGCUUUUAGUUUUAUGACAGUAAUGGGAAGAAGGGUCAAGCACGAUUGACUGUUGUUUUGGGGUUAAACCUUAAUGAUACAGUAUAUAUAUAUAUAUAUAUAUAUAUCUUUCAUUAUGUAGUGUUGAUGAAUUAAAAGGUCAGUGAUUUGAGUUAUACACUCUAAUUGAAUGAAUUAAUGGGGGUUUUAGCACCACCAUCAUUCAGUCUGAGUGCUUGUGCAUCCACAUAUACAGGAUCGAUCCUACAGUAGGCCCUACACACAAGGGCUUAUUCUACUUUUCUUAGCUUUGGGUUUGGUUUUGCAGUACAUACAGGGGAUAAUCUCACAAAACCUGUCAAGAUCAUGUCCGUGUCAUAUGUCACCCCUAAAUAAAAAAAAUAAAAAAAAUAUGAAAUUAGGACAAAUAUCCAUUGAGAAUUUAAAACAUUGAGAAUUUAAACUUAAAAGUAAAAUGUUGAGACACAUUUAGGUAAUGAUAAUUUUUCCUGAUUUAAAAAAAUACUGUCAUACAAUGAUUUUUUAUUUUUUUUUACUGUAAAACAGUUACAGUAAUAAAAAUAACAAUUAAAAACUUAAAUUCUAAAGUAAAAUUUCAAGAUGCAUUAAGAUAAUAAAAAUGUUUGCUGAUUUAAAAAUAGUGUAAAACAAGGAUUUAUUUUUUUACUGUAAUACAGUAAAAAUUUCUGUUUUACAGUUAUGAGAAUGACCAUUAAGAAUAUAAAUUCAAAAGUAAAAUGUUGAGACACAUUAAGGUAAUGACAAUUUAUGCUGAUUUAAAAAAUAUUGCAAAUGGAUGAGUUUUACUGUAAUACAGUAAAAUUACUGUAUUACAGUUAUGAGAAUAACCAUUGAGAAUUAAAACUCAAAAGUAACAUAUUGAGAUGCAUUAAGGUAAUGAAAAUUUGUGCUGAUUUAAAAACUACUGUAGUAUGAGUUUUUAAAAAAAAAAAAAGUAAAACAGUAAAAUUACUGUAUUGUAGUUAUGAGAAUAACCAUUGAAAAUUAAAACUAAAAAGCAAAAUGUUGUGAUGCAUUUAAGUAAUGAAAAUGUAUGCUGAUUUUAAAAAAGUACUGUAAUACAGUAAAAUGACUGUAUUACAGUUAUGAGAAUGAUCAUUGAGAAUUAAAACUAAAAAGUAAAAUGUUGAGAUGCAUUUUUUCUGAUUUAAAAAAAUACUGUAAUACAAUGAUUUUUUAUUUUUACUGUAAAACAGUUAAAAUUAUUGUAUUACAGUAUUUAGAAUUAAAAAUGUGUACUUGUACGUCAUGACACAUUAAGGUAAUACAAAUUUAUGCUGAUUUAAAAUAUACUGUAAUACAAUAAUUUUAACUGUUUUACAAUAAUAAUUAAAAAAAAUCAUUGUAUUACAGUAAAUAGAAUAACCAUUAAAAACUAAAAUUCUAAAGUAAAAUGUCAAGAUGCAUUAAGGUCUGAUUAAUUGUCCUGAAAAUAAAUGGCCCAUUUUCUUUAUGUAAAAUAUAAAUGUAUUUUCUCUUAUUGAUUUUAAAAUGUGAUCUGGACAUGUUUUCAUGAGAUUCAAACUUUUACAUUUUUUAUUUGUUUUAUAGGUUUUGUGCACUUUUUUCACAACGUAACACCCGCUCGGACUGCAUGUGGAUUUGUGCUUACCAAAGUGUUUUUGUUUUCCGUAGAAUAACAGGUUAAGAACAAACAUAUCAUUUAACUCUCCUUCAACUUGAAUGUGACUAACAAAUGGACAAUCUCUAAGCUUCAUUAACUAGAUUUUGGGGUCACUAUGAUGUCGACAGUGCUCUACCCUUCCUACCAAUCACACUCACCAUUGGUUUGCAGUUCCUUCAUAUCAUUAACAUUUUCUCUCCACACCUCAGUUUUUUGUUUCAAAACACUAGUAUUGCCUGGCUCACAAGACAAUCUACCGAUGGCUGCCAUUUCAUUUUAGCCUACCAGCAUAGCAGUAAACUAAGAAACAUACAUACAUAACACAUACACAAACACUGCACUAUGACACAUGCCCAUACCAUUAAAGGACAAAGGGAAACAUUUAAAGGGAUAGUUCACCCAAAAAUGAAAAUUCAGUCAUACUUUACUCACCCUUAUGUCAUUCCAAACCUGUAUGACACUUUCUACUGCGGAACACAAAAGGAGAUUUUUUAAAUGAAUAUCUCGGUACAAUGGCAGUGGAUAUAGAUUUACUUUCAAGUUUAAAAAAGGAUGCAAAAGUACCAUAAAAGUAGUCUAUGCAACUUGUGCGUCAUAUUCCAAGUCUUUUGAAGCCACGCAAAAAUUGUUGGUGAAAAACAACCCACAAUUCAAGUCAUUUUUUGGUGAAAAUCUUGACGCACAUUCAUGAGCAACUCAUUCACAGUGUUUACGCAAGAAUUUGCAUUUAGCGCUAAACAUGUUUGCGCAAGUUCAACGCAUGUGGAACGACGUGAUGGUGAGUAAAUUAUGACAGAAGUUUCAUUUUUGUCUGAACUACCUCUUUAAUCUCCUCUACCGAAUUUUGAUUUUAGAAUAUGCACCCUAUUUAAGGUACAAUACAUAUUAUAUUUUGAGACAAACAAAACAAAAUAGAGAAGAACAUUUUCGCUGUCCAAACAGCACAAGAACAGACUCUCGAAAUCACUGACCUCACUAAAUAACUGGACUGCCUGGCUGUCAAUCACAUGUCAGGGACUCUUAUUGGCUGAGAGAUCGGCCCGCCGGUCGUCCUUCGGUAGCUUGUCAAAAACAGACUAUAUUUCACCAUCCAAACGCAUCAAAGUGCCUCAGUGUCCCCUUUACAUGUAAUUCAGGGUCUUCACCUCAUGUAUAAACUACAGAAAAUAUGUACAAUAUGUAUCAUGGGCUUAGCAAGAAACAACAUAUAAGCAACUGCAAACAUCAUAUUUAUAAAUAUUUGUUAGAUCAUAUCGUACUCGCACUGUAUAUAUAUGGAUAUAUGUAUAGUUCUUCCGCUGUGAAAUUAGCUCUAUGGCAGUCUAGUUAUUUUUUGACCUUUCACCCGAGUCAGUGACGUCAUUGGAAAAUGUCCAGAAAUAGUAAACUCGUAAACACACGGGUCUUCGCAACCUUUGGUAUUGUUCAGGUCAGUGCAAAUACAUGACAAAUACACUUUCAUAUACAACGGAAACAAUUUGUCAAAGAAAACAAGAAUUUGUUUUCUUUGUAAAAAAAAAAAAAAAAAAAAAAGUGUUAUUAUUGAGAAAAAAAAGAGAUAUAUGUGGACUGAGCCAUGUGCAAUGUGUUGGGUAGAUAUCUAUGUUUGUCUGAGAUUUUUAAGAAAGUGAUGCAAGUAAAAAAAGAAAAAAAAAAAAGUUGAAGUCUGCGAGCUCCUGGACUCUAAAUAUGAGGGCCACAAAAAGAAUCCCAGUCUUUGUAAGUGUUGGGGAAGUUCGUUUUUACUUUUCAUUUAUCUUUUUUUUUUUUUUUUAAGUUUUAUUUGUAAUCUUUUGUGGUGGGGGCUGAAGGAACAAUUUUGCGAACUGUCAAAACAAAUAUGUAUUACGAAAAAAAAAAUACUGGUGCUUCUGUUACUCAUAUGCGAAUAAUACCACACCAGAACGACUGUUUCUUAAGAGACAAUUUUUACGAAAACUGUUUCUCGUUUCUUCUGCAUUUGUUUUUACUAAGGGGGGUUAAAUUUUUUAUAUAUCGGUUCUGACAAAAGGCAUUUUACUACAACCUUUAAUAAAGCAAUGCCCCUUCUUAAGGCUAGGACAUAUUUCGUUUUUCUGCGUGCCAUACUUUCUCGCGCUCAGCCUUUUGACCGCAAGCCCAUUCGAUACUCUUUUAGCACAGUUAACGCCAGGCAACGCCGAAAAGACCUGGACUGUGUCCAUGUCUAGAAAAACAAGGCUGCAUGCGGUCAGUCCGCACGUACUGUGUGUAUUUGCAACACACACUCUGAAAACCGAAGUAUACUUUGGCCUUUACUUCUUAAAUGUGUUUAACAACAUCGUUCUUAAAAUGAUAAAUUCCGGAUGCAUAAGCAGGAACACAUAGAUUAUUUACAUUUUGCUUUAUAACUUCAGUCUCCAACUUUGUUGGAGUAAUGGGCAUUUUAAUUAUCAAGUGUCACGUUUAUUUGAUUCCGAAAAUACAGUAAGAUCGAGAAUACGGUAGAGGAUUCAUCACAAGCAAUGAAAUGUUCGCUCCAAAUGUCAGACUAAUUUAGGUGAGGAUCGUGUUAAAAUGUGUUAAUGUGAGUAGAGUUUUGUUAGACAUUCUCGUAGUUUAGAGCACACGUGGUUUGAGGGGAGAGGCAGAAACGCAUUGGAAAAUCAGUGAGCCACGGCCCCCGUAUCGUCCUGGAAACUUUUUCUGUAUGUAAAUGAGCUCCCAUAGUGUUCGUGCUGUAGUGUAAUAGGUGAGCAUUUAAAGGUUGUCCUAUUCAAAGUGCCUUUUGUUCACAGACACCAUCUUGUAAAUGAGAACACCCGUCUUCUUUCCUUCUACUUCUCUUUAAGCUUUCUCAAGCCGUAUACACAGUAUAUAGUACUACAAGAAAAUGGAUGUGAUUUUGUUCUUCUUAUUGUAAAAUGAUGGGGGGGGGGAAGUUGUUAAAAAAUAAAAUAAAAAAUAUUUUCUCUGUACCUCUGUCAGUCUCUCUUGCUCUGUUCCAAAACCUAGUGAGAUGCCUAUGUAGGCAGCAUUUUAAGUCAUCAUAAAUUGUGCAGAGGCUGUUCCAAAAAUUAGGCAGUGUAAUUAUACAACCUUCUUAGAUACCUUCUUUUGGCUGAAUUCUUAGGCAGCAUCACAUGUAUCCUCCACAGAGAAAUCAAUCCCAGCUCAGUGAACAAAUCCAUUCAAGAUUGUAGACAAAAUGAUACAAAUACUGAUUAUACAGUCAAUAUAAUUCAUUAAUUACUGAAAAGUAAUGCUAAAAACAAUUCAGUCUAAUUAAAAAUUGACUAUUUUACCCAAUAUUUGUAUAUCUAUGCUUCUUUUUAGUGUUAUGUUGUUAGCUUAGCAACAUGCUAACACCAAACUAUAUUGAGAUCCAUUUAAGAUUGUGGACAAAAUGAGGCAAAUAUUGAUUAUAAAGUCAAUAUUAUUCAUUCAUUACUGAAACGUAAUGCUAAAAUCAAUUCAAUCUAAUUAAAAAUGGACUACUUUACGCAAUAUUGGCAAAUGUUAUGCUGUUAGCUUAGCACCAUGCUAACACCAAACUCUAUUGAAAUCAACUGAGUCAAGUCUCCCACGUGCAUUACGUGAUGAGUGCCGUUUCUGUGAUGCACAAACUUUACCAAAUGAGUCACUUCUAAGGGUGCCACCUUAGAAGGCAGUUGCCUAUGUUGGCAGUAGACAGCAAGCAGCUCACCAGGUUUUGAAUCAGAGCCUCUCUCAAUCUUCUUGGCACUGUAGAUGUCUCCCUAUCUUUCUCUUUCCUCUCUCUCCCUACUUUUUGAAAGAGUUGGAAAAAAAAAAUGUUGAACCUCUUUUUCUCUCGAGCAAGAUGUUGUAAACUCUAAUGUUAUAUCCCUGUCUGUAUGCUUCACAUGUUUAUAUCAUGCACAUCUCUCUCACUUCAGUCAAAUGCAGUGGGCUUUGAGUAGAAUCUGCCCCAUUAAUGCUGAUCCAGGGCCAGCUUAUGCUUCCUAAAACAUAACUUCGACCAGAAGUAACAGAGCAACUUGAAGGGUCGGGUGUGUUGUGUCUUGGGAAGGGGUACGGCCCUGGGUAAGAGGUUUUUGUUGGCAUCAGGGGCUUGGGUGUAGGUGAAGAGCACUGGACCAGGCAACACAGAUCAACUGUCUUGUUUGUUUGUCUUAUAUUUAUUUCAAUUUUCCUUGCAAUUUGGAGUCUCAAAAGAAACUCUUGGACUCCACAAUUAAAGCAUCUUUUUUAGUCAUUGUAUGAGACCUGCUAUUUAAAAACUUGACUGAUUAUUUGCUAAUUGCACCUUACAGACUGAUUGGGCAUAAGACAAAUUGCACUAAGAACAUGCCAUACACAAAACAGCCUGCUUGCUAAUAACUUGGACAUGCAACAGAAAGGUUGCUUGUUCAAUCCCAAAUUGAUGGUGAAUUGCAAUUGUGGAUAAAGAGUGUCAUCUUAAUGACUUAUCACACUUUGAAUUCAGCAAGAGUAGUUCGAAAGUUUUGCUUCUGAAAUCGGUCUGUGCUUACCGAAAUUCAAAUCACUGCCCCCCAGUAGCCAAAGCUAGGAAUGUUGUUGAACAUAUGGGCAUGCAUGUGUGAGCUGCAGUGCUCGGGUGAAAUGUCCACUGAGAAUGGCAUCUGAAGCUUGUCAGUAACAGUAACUAAAUGGGAUUUUAGGUCGAUUUCAGUUAACAUGAACUUUCGGAAGCAACCUGUUGAUUUCCUGUGUGAUCAUGUUGGAUUGUUUAAUGCUUUCACCUUAAUUUAAAUAGUUAAUUCAUUCAAAAACCCCUUGUUUUAUGUGCCAGAAAAAUAUGAGACAUAUUAAAUAUCUGAUUUGUAUAUUUUCAAAAGAUAUUGCCCCCUUAAGAAGCGUCAAACAUAGUUUGUCUACUUUUUGUCAGUGUAGCAAACUAUAUAAAAAAAAUGUGCUUAACUUAAAUUUUGAGUAGAUUGUAAAGCUUAUUUCAAAUGAGCUUUUCUAACAAAUGGAUAGAGUUAUGAUUCGAGUUAUUAAUUAGAGUCAGUAAAACCAAAAUCAGUAUUAUCAACAAUUCCUCCUCCAGUAGCUGCUUGUGUCAUGGUUAGUUACAGGUAGUGGCAGACUUCUGUUUAUUUAAAAUCUUUCCCAAUUCACUAAUGCACAUGUAGCUGUACACAUAUAGGUCCAUACAUACCAGCUGGGAGGUGUCCCGAUCCAGUGCUCUCCAUCCCUGUGCGCCCUCACAAGAGCCCUUGGCGAUCUGCAUGUGUUAUUUACAGAUUCUUUUCCAUUAUAAAAACUAAAAGUUUGUAAAGAGCAGCACCUGAUUGAAUAAAUGAUGUUCUUGACUGUACAAAGGUCAUGGUUUUGGUUUGUUUUAUGGUGAGAAAUCACCACCACUUUAAUCAGUCAGUAAGACUUUAUUGAUCCCAAGAGAGAAGUUCAGACAUUAUAGUAAAUUAUACUAUAAGUUUAGAAGCAGGCCCACAUGGCAUUUCUGCACAACUGGAAUGCACAUUAUUUAAAGUUCUGCACAUUCUGCACCAUGUUUUUUUGUUUAUUAAAUAUUUUGGGUAAAUCGAUAUUGCAUUCAGCUACCAAUACAAGUGGAAUACUUUUAAAUUUGACCAUAUUCCGCAAAUUUCCCCCAAAAUCAAUGCAGCAAAUGCAACAAAAAGUCCAGAUUCCAUCUAGGCCUGCGUACAACAUAACAAAGGAGCAAUCCUUUACUUUGAAUGUUUAAGGACACAAUGAGUGCCUUUACAUGCACAAUUUUACAAUGCUUAAUAAGCCAACAAUGUAUGUGGUUAUGUAAACACCAUAAACGGCAUUCCUUUAUCUGGGUACGGUCAUAAACGGUUAAAGCAUAAACCGAUCGACACAGGUACUUGGUGAUUUUUUGAAUAAGCUGGUUUUCGUGUUAGCGUAAUGGCGUGCAUGUAAAUGCUCUCAGUGUUAAAAGUUUCUGGAUUUGGUAUACCUGCUAAAAAAGGUGAAUAUUUCACUUAUUGAAGUUGAACUCUCAAAUAGAAUUUACUUUGCCCAUAAACCCAUUGUCAGCUUUACAUAGAUAUGCUUCAAAAAAUCUCUGACUUUGACUUUGCAAUCUUGCAGCGCAAACUACAUCGUGAUGCUGUAACAGGCCUCUGUUUUUUUUUUUUUAUCUCUGCAAUGCAAGCAAGCUCUUCUUUGCUGUAUUGGUACAAGUUGGUCCUCUUAUACAGGAAAACUAAGUGAAUCUAUUAAAUGUCUAAAAAGUAAAUUAACCUCCCUAAAUGAACCUUAUUGUCAUUUAUACUUCUGAAUAUUUUGCUCCAACGGUGACGAGAUGAGAUUUAUAUGUCUGUUAUAAGUAGUGAUCGACCGAUAUGGGUUUUUUAAUGGCCAAUGCCGAUACAAUGCCAAUAUAUCACACAAUUUCAUAUAGUAAAUAACAUAAACAUAAAAUUGCUAAAAAAAUGAAUGAACUCUUAUUUAGCACUAUAUUUACUCAAUUUCACACAAAACCUGAACUUUGUAAAAAAGAAUCUAAAAAAAUAAUAUUGUAUUUUAAAUGGUAGAUAGCAGUUUCUUCUAAUUUCCAUUUAGUCAUCAAAUUUUUGUAAUUUAUUUGCACAUGAAGCAAUUGUUAAUAUAUUAGGAAGAAGGAAAUAACAGAGCACACAGUAGUCCAGCAACCAUGGAUGGCAUGUCCACGUUAGCAAUCGCAUUUUCUCAAAAAAAUACUGAAUCAAACCAAUUGCACAUACAGUUGAAGUCAGAAGUUUACAUAAACUUUAGCCAAAUACAUUUAAACUCAGUUUUUUACAAUUCCUGACUUUUAUAGUAGAAAACAUUCCCUGUCUUAGGUCAGUUAGGAUCACUACUUUAUUUUAAGAAUAAUAGUAGAGAGAAUGAUUUAUUUCAGCUUUUAUUUCUUUCAUCACAUUCCCAGUGGGUCAGAAGUCUACAUACACUUUGUUAGUAUUUGGUAGCAUUGCCUUUAAAUUGUUUAAAUUGGGUCAAAUGUUUUGGGUAUCCUUCCACAAGCUUCUCACAAUAAGUUGCUGGAAUUUUGGCCCAUUCCUCCAGACAGAACUGGUGUAACUGAGUCAGGUUUGGAGGCCUCCUUGCUCGCACAUGCUUUUUCAGUUCUGCCCACAAAUUUUCUAUCGGAUUGAGGUCAGGGCUUUGUGAUGGCCACUCCAAUACCUUGACUUUGUUGUCCUUAAGCCAUUUUGCCACAACUUUGGAGGUAUGCUUGGGGUCAUUGUCCAUUUGGAAGAACCAUUUGCGACCAAGCUUUAACUUCCUGGCUGAUGUCUUGAGAUUUUGCUUCAAUAUAUCCACAUAACUUUCCUUCCUCAUGAUGCCAUCUAUUUUGUGAAGUGCACCAGUCCCUCCUGCAGCAAAGCACCCCCACAACAUGAUGCUGCCACCCCCAUGCUUCACAGUUGGGAUGGUGAUCUUCGGCUUGCAAGCCUCACCCUUUUUCCUUUAAACAUAACGAUGGCAUUAUGGCCGAAAAGUUCCAAUUUUGUUUCAUCAGACCAGAAGACAUUUCUCCAAAAAGUAAGAUCUUUGUCCCCAUGUGCACUUGCAAACUGUAGUCUGGUUUUUUAUGGUGGUUUUGGAGCAGUGGCUUCUUCCUUGCUGAGCAUCCUUUCAGGUUAUGUCGAUAUAGGACUCGUUUUACUGUGGAUAUAGAUACUCGUCUACCCGUUUCCUCCAGCAUCUUCACAAAGUCCUUUGCUCUUGUUCUGGGAUUGACAGAAUGUGUCUCAUUCCUGAGCGGUAUGAUGGCUGCGUGGUCCCAUGGUGUUUAUAGUUACGUAUUAUUGUUUGUACAAAAGAACCUUCAGGCAUUUGGAAAUUGUUCCCAAGGAUGAACCAGAUUUGUGGAGGUCCACAUUUUUUUUCUGAGGUCUUGGCUGAUUUCUUUUGAUUUUCCCAUGAUGUCAAGCAAAGAGGCACUGAGUUUGAAGGUAGGCCUUAAAAUACAUCCACAGGUACACCUCCAAUUCAGUACACCUCCAAUCAGAAGCUAAUUGGCUAAUUGUCUAAAGGUUUUUCCAAGCUGCCUAAAGGCACAGUUAACUAAGUGUAUGUAAACUUCUGACCCACUGGAAUUGUGAUAUAGUCAAUUAAAAGUGAAACAAUCUGUCUGUAAACAAUUGUUGGAAAAAUUACUCAUCAUGCACAAAGUAGAUGUCCUAAACGACUUGCCAAAACUAGAGUUUGCUAAUAUGAAAUCUGUGGAGUGGUUAAAAAAUAGGUUAAUGACUUCAAUCUAAAUGUAUGUAAACUUCUGACUUCAACUGUACAGUGCAUAGUGAAUAAGACAUUUACUUAUAGCACACGUGAAGCGCUUUUACUUUGAAGUUGCACUCACACGCUCAUGCGGAUCCAGCGCAAGCAGCACAAUCUCCUAACAGUUUAAACGGCCUGGAUCACCUACUUGGAUUAUGACCAAUGACCGUCAUGAUUUGCGAAUCAGAGGAAGUUUUGAUUCUGGCUGAUGGAAUAUGCGCUUCAGAGUAAGAUAUUAAAUGAGCGCUCGACAGGAAGAAAACGGUGGAUUUUUGUAAGGUUCGUGAAUUACAUCUUUUUAAACGCAUAUUUGCAGACGGUAUAUAAUAGAGGUUUUGAUAUUUACCUUUUAUCUUUAGAAAAGUUACAGGAAGCUGUAGAGUUACUGUUAGAAUACGUGCUUCAGAGGAAGAUUUAUGAGCGUUCCACAGGAUGCUGGAUCUGCUGAAGUUUUGUGAGGUUGGUUUAUUACAUCUGUUUAAACGAGAUAUGUGCAUAUUUGCAGAUGUUAUAUGAUAUUAGUUUUAUUGAUAUUUGCCUUUUUAUCAUAAGACAAGUCAGUUAAGUUGCAGGGAACUGUUGAGGAGAGAGAGGGAGAAUGAAACAGGUGAGCACUUUAACAUUAUGAGCUCAAACGCAUCUGUUGCGGCUCUGAUAAGCGGACCAUUUGAAUGACACUGUGUUGCACACCGGUCUAUUAUUGUAGUAACAUGAUGGCACAUAACAAAACGAACCGUGACUGGUCGUUUACAUGUCUCAGUCGCUGCACAUGUAAGCAGGCGAUUCUCAGCGCCCUCAAGAAACAAACAGGCCAAAGGGGAAAAUUUAUCAGCCGAUGCAAUAAUUAAAAUAUUCAGGCGAUAUAUCGGUCGACCGCUAGUUUUAAGUAAUAAAUAAGGAGCUUUAAAAGGUAAAGUGUAAUUUCUGCGCCACCCAACAGAAUUGCAAAAAUAAUGACUGUUCAAAUAAGUUUUAAACACUGCCCCAUCUUCCACUGAUCGGGCAAACGGACUGUCUGGUGCAGUCAGGACACUCAAACACAUUGUAAUUUUGUUCGAUGCCACUAGUUGCACAGAAAUUACACCCUGAAAUGGGACAGGUCGGGUAGUCAAACAAAUCGUUUAUCAGCUUGGUCAGAUUCUUUGCUUCCAGAUUUGACAUGACAUCCUCCAUCGCAGUACAUUCAUUUACAUAAACACUGUUAGAGACGGAGUUUAAAACUGAUAUUAUUUGGACUACAUCUUAUGUCAUGUUUUAAUGCUGUUAUCACAUUCAUCUGGAGGGUGUCCUUUGAGAAAUACAGAAAUAUCUCUGAUAUUAGAGAAUUAUAUAAAAUUCUCCUUUAGACAUAUAUUAUUAAUCCUUCUCCAAAAUAAAAACAAA